Messenger RNA from Aureobasidium vineae, 4563 nucleotides. The record is from the annotation of a GenBank genome assembly. NCBI's taxonomy places the organism in Eukaryota, Fungi, Ascomycota, Dothideomycetes, Dothideales, Saccotheciaceae.
ACUACACAACAGAUAGCGGACGACGCUGUUGCUGGACAGCCCUACCACUUCCAAAAUUACGAACCCCAGCAGAACUACAUUGCGCCGGAGCUCUCACGCAAAUCAACAGACGACAAGGAGGAAGUGGAAGAAAGCGAGAAAUCACGUUCGAGGAGUAGCAGCGAUGACACUGUUGCAUAUGCCCCAGUCAACAUUCCUGGAGAGGACCAGGAGGCUAUGAGGAACGACCUGAUAACAUUGACUCGAACUCAAACAAGCACCAGUUAUGCCGGCAUCGACCCCGAAUCUAAAGACUUCAGUCUGGACAAAUGGCUGAAGGCAUUCAUCAAAGAUUUUGCUUCGGAAGAUCUCAAAGCUACCAGGGCAGGUAUUGUCUGGAAGAACCUCUCGGUCUCUGGUUCCGGUGCAGCUCUGCAGCUCCAAGACACAGUCGCUGGUAUCGCUUUGAAGCCUCUUGUCAUGCUCAAGUCUCUGUUCUCGCACAAUACCGAGCGCAAGCAAAUUCUCCACAACUUCAACGGAAACUUAAAGUCUGGCGAACUACUUAUUGUUCUUGGGCGUCCAGGCUCGGGCUGCAGUACCUUUCUCAAGUCGCUCUGCGGCGAGACACAUGGUCUCCAUAUUGACGAUGGCUCUGAGAUUCAUUACAAUGGUGUCGACCAGAAGCAGAUGAUGAAGGAGUUCAAGGGUGAAGUAGUGUACAACCAAGAGGUUGACAAGCAUUUCCUCGGCCAAACCUUGGAGUUCGCUGCUUCCACUCGUACUCCCAGUCAUCGCAUUCGCGGCCUGUCGAGAAAGGACUUUUCCGCCCACACCGCCAAAGUCAUUAUGUCAGUCUUCGGCCUCAGCCACACAUACAACACCAAAGUCGGCUCAGACUUUGUUCGCGGUGUGUCUGGUGGUGAGAGAAAGCGUGUCAGCAUCGCUGAAAUGGCUCUUACUGGAUCGCCACUCGGCGCUUGGGAUAACUCAACUCGUGGUCUGGAUUCGGCAACUGCGUUCAAAUUUGUCAACUCACUCCGCACUCUUGCGAAUCUUGGUGGAUCUGCCCACGCUGUUGCCAUUUACCAAGCCUCUCAGCAGAUCUAUGAGUUGUUUGACAAGGCGAUUGUGCUCUACGAGGGUCGCUGCAUCUACUAUGGUUCAGCGCCCAAAGCUCGCGAGUACUUCGAAAAGCAGGGCUGGACGUGCGACAAGCGCCAAACCACUGGAGAUUUCCUGACUUCGCUGACCAACCCCUCUGAACGCAAAGCCCGCGAAGGCAUGGAAAACAAAGUGCCUCGCACCGCUGAGGACUUCGAACGUUACUGGCUCGAGUCCUCGGCAUACAAGACUACGGAGCGUGGUAUUGAAGAGCACGAAAAAUCGGUCUCCGGAGAUCAGAUGGUGCAAACUUUCCGUGACAACAAGGGUGAAGCACAAGCAAACCACACUCGUCUGAAGUCACCAUACAUGAUCAGUGUUCCCAUGCAGAUCAAGCUGAACACGAAAAGAUCUUAUCAGCGUAUUUGGAACGACCUCCCAUCGACAGUUUCCGCUAUUGGUGUCAACAUCUUCAUGGCCCUCAUCAUUGGUUCGAUCUUCUAUGGCACCCCUGACGCGACUGUCGGCUUUAUGUCCAAAGGAGCCGUUCUGUUCUUUGCCGUCUUGCUCAAUGCCCUGUCAGCCAUGAACGAGAUCAACAGUCUCUAUGCCCAACGCCCAAUUGUCGAAAAACACAAAUCUUACGCGCUCUACCACCCUGCUACAGAAGCCAUUGCCGGUAUCGUUUCUGAUGUACCUGUCAAAUUCGUUCAAGCUGUUGUUUUCAACUUGAUUCUCUACUUCCUGGCUGGUCUUCGACGCGAACCAUCUCAAUUCUUCAUCUACUUCUUGAUCACAUUUAUCGUCGGGCAAAUCAUGGUAAGAUCAUCAAACUUCCGUCUCGCAGCUGUGACCAAAACAAUCUCUCAAGCAAUGACACUUGCUGGUGUGAUGGUUCUUGCCCUUGUUAUCUAUACAGGCUACGUGCUUCCGCAACCCUACAUGAAGCCUUGGUUCAACUGGAUUCAUUAUCUGAGUAAGCUGGUUUCACCUCGCUGUCCUGGCUCUACUAACCAUAUUCUGCANGAUCCAAUUUACUAUGCAUUCGAAAUCCUGGUCGCCAACGAGUUCCACGGAAGACAGUUCCCCUGCUCUCAAAUCGUUCCUAACUAUCUGUUCAUGCAAGGCGACACCUUCAUCUGUUCAACGACUGGUGCAGUUGCAGGCGAAUACACUGUCAGUGGAGACGCAUAUAUCCAGACUGCCUACGAAUACUCUUACUCUCAUGUCUGGAGAAACUUCGGCAUCAUGAUCGCUUUCCUUAUCGGUUUCAUGGCCAUCUACUUUAUUGCUGUUGAACUCAACUCUUCGACUAGCAGCACUGCCGAGGUCCUGGUUUUCCGCAAGGGACAUGCUCCCGCCAACCUUACUGGACGAGUAAAAGAAGGCAACAAUGAUGAGGAAGCCCCCGCCCAAGGUGCUGCUGCGUCGAAUGGACACACCGAAGGCGAGAGUGUUGAUGCUAUCCCUGCCCAAAAGGACAUCUUCACCUGGAGAGACGUGGUCUAUGACAUCAAGAUCAAGGGCGAGCCUCGCAGACUUCUGGACCAUGUAUCUGGAUACGUCAAGCCAGGAACUCUGACCGCACUCAUGGGUGUUAGUGGUGCUGGCAAAACGACUCUGUUGGAUUCGCUCGCUCAGCGUACGACUAUGGGUGUCAUUACUGGCGACAUGUUGGUCAACGGAAAGCCCAUCGAUGCCAGCUUCCAGAGAGGCUGCGGUUACGUGCAACAGCAAGAUCUGCAUCUCGAGACAGCUACCGUCCGUGAAAGUCUGCGGUUCAGUGCCAUGCUCAGACAGCCCAAAUCAGUAUCCAAGCAGGAGAAGUACGACUACGUCGAAGAAGUCAUCAAGAUGCUCGACAUGGAAGACUUUGCCGAGGCAGUUGUUGGUGUCCCUGGUGAAGGUUUGAACGUCGAGCAGCGCAAGCUCUUGACCAUCGGUGUCGAGCUGGCUGCAAAGCCCAAGCUUUUGCUAUUCCUGGACGAGCCUACUAGUGGAUUGGACUCCCAAAGUGCCUGGGCCAUUUGCGCCUUCCUUCGCAAGCUUGCCGACGCUGGCCAAGCUGUUCUCUGUACUAUUCAUCAGCCCAGUGCUGUCCUCUUCCAGGAGUUUGACCGUCUCCUGUUCCUGGCAAAGGGUGGUAAGACUGUUUACUUUGGCGACAUCGGAAAGAACUCCAAGACCCUUCUCGACUACUUCGAGGCCAACGGAGCCAGACACUGUGAAGACGACGAGAACCCUGCAGAGUUCAUGCUCGAGAUUGUCAACGCUGGAUCAUCUGGACAAGGACCUGACUGGCACGAAGUAUGGAAGAAGAGCGAUGAGUGCAAGGGCGUCCAGACUCAAAUCGACAAGUUGCACGAAGAAUCAAGCGGCAGAGCCCGCGAGCACGAACCUACCAAGGAAGAACUUAGCGAGUUUGCCAUGCCGUUGACCACUCAGAUCACUGUCGUAACCCACAGAGUUUUCCAGCAGUACUGGCGUAUGCCUUCCUACAUCCUCGCGAAGUGGAUGCUCGGUACUGCUGCUGGUCUCUUCAUUGGCUUCUCUUUCUACCAGGCCGAUUCCUCGACCCAAGGACUCCAGAACGUCAUCUUCUCAGCCUUCAUGGUUUGCACAAUCUUCUCUUCUCUUGUUCAGCAGAUCAUGCCUUUGUUCGUUAACCAACGCUCGCUCUAUGAGGUCCGUGAAAGACCCAGCAAAGCAUACUCCUGGAAGGCUUUCAUCCUGGCCAAUAUCGUGGUCGAGAUCCCUUACAACAUCGUCUUGGCCAUUCUGGUCUUUGGUUCUUACUACUACGCCGUGCAGGGCAUCCAGCCCUCUUUGAGACAGGGCAUGGUCCUUCUCUUCCUGAUCGAGUUUUUCAUCUACGCUGGCACUUUUGCUCAUCUCUGUAUCGUUGCCAUGCCGGACGCACAGACCGCGGCAGCUAUUGUAACCUUACUCUUCGCCAUGUCCUUGGUUUUCAACGGUGUCAUGCAGUCCCCCACAGCACUCCCUGGUUUCUGGAUCUUCAUGUACCGUGUAUCGCCCUUCACAUACUGGAUCGGCGGAAUCGUCGCAGCCCAACUCCACGGCAAGACAAUCGAGUGCAGUGCCGUCGAGACCAGCAUCUUUAANCCCCCUACCGGCCAAACCUGCGGACAAUACCUGGCCGAGUACCUCCGCACCUCACCCGGCACACUCCAAAACCCUGGCGCUACCAGCAACUGCGCAUACUGCGCUCUCAGCAACGCAGACCAAUUCCUUGCUGGCAGCAACAUCUCCUAUAACCAGGUGUGGCGCAACUUUGGCAUCUUCUGGGCAUACAUUGGGUUCAAUAUCUUCCUUGCCGUGUUCCUGUACUGGCUGUUCCGCGUUAGCACCUUCAGUGUUUCUGGAUUCACUGAGAAGUUGAAGGGACUCCGCAAGCCCAAGGCUGAGCCUGUUGCCGACGACAAGGAAGGACAGAAGCAGAGAAACCAUGCCGAUCCUUUC